Molecule: messenger RNA, 1320 nt
Organism: Geodia barretti
Lineage: Eukaryota; Metazoa; Porifera; Demospongiae; Tetractinellida; Geodiidae
Source: the annotation of a GenBank genome assembly
GGCCACUGUUCGUAUUACGUAACCUCUAAAGGUGGCUGGUGAAGAAGCAGAGGAACGAAGAGGCAGCGAGGACACUGAUGAGGCUCCGAGGGGCCGGGAACAUGAGAGAGGUGGUCCCCGAGCUGACAGACAUCAAGACUUCGCUCAAAACCAAGUCCUCUCUUAGCAGGACGCAGACUUGUAGACUUCUCUUUACUUGGAGGAUCAUGCAGAGAAUUCUUAUCGGAGUGUUUUUGCAGUUAUUUCAGCAGUUUACUGGAAUGAAUGUUAUCAUGUACUACUCCACGUCCAUAUUCAAGAGGAUAGGAGUGGCCAGCUACAUAUCGACAUCAGUGGUCGGGGCACUCAACUUUCUGACCACCAUUCUAUCCAUUGUCCUAGUCGACAAGGUUGGACGUAAGGCUCUACUGCUGCUAGGAGGCCUGGGAAUGAUUCUGUCAAUGACAGGGGCUGCCACAGUCUUACUGGUGUUCAGAGUGGAAGAGGAGGAAGGGGGAGGGAGUGUGGCGGGUUACGUGACUGUCACCCUCAUCUGUUUCUUUGUCUUCAACUUUGCAUACGGAUGGGGGCCAGUUGCAUGGGUGGUGACAAGUGAGAUAUACCCCCUGAAAAUCAGAGGUGUUGCAGUGUCCAUCACGACUGCUGCAAACUGGACAGGAAACUUUAUCAUUGCACUGGUCACUCCGAUCCUUCUGAACUCUGUACUCCGCACAUUUGGCACUUUCUACCUCCUCGCCGGUCUCCUGCUUCUGGCUACCCUCUUUGUCCUUCUCUGCCUACCAGAGACCAAGGGAGAGAGUCUGGAAAGGAUUGACAAACUCUUCUCAAAACCCUGGCUGGAAAGAAUUGAUCUAUUCUACUACUUGAGACUUGGGUGUCCGUGGGGAGUGAGAAGACGGCGCAGUUACAGUGUGACUAGUGGGAAUCAACUACAGGAGAGGGAUGGUGACAGGAGGGUUCUGCUGCAGGAAGAGAUGGGUCCAGAGAACGGAGCUGAACUGGAGACCGUAGAGGCCACGUUUGUCGUGGAGACACCCAGUCCCACUGGGUACUCUAUAUCUUCACUCAAUGAAUCCAACAACUGAACCAUAUUUUUUGUUAUAUUGUGUGUCAAUGUAUUUUAUCUGUCAUGAUGGAGCUUGUGUAACAGUUCCUUACACCAGUCAAGAAUGAUUACAGUAUGACCUCGCUAAUCAGAACACCUCGGGACCGGGUGGUGUUCAAAGUAGUGGAAAGAUGGAUGAAUUUCUGUGCAUGCGCAUUGCAAAGAGCACAAUAUUGGUAAACGGCAACAAAUUUUGCCAUGGGGUCUGAGAACCU